Symbiodinium sp. CCMP2592 is the source of this 3066-nucleotide messenger RNA. The record is from the annotation of a GenBank genome assembly. NCBI's taxonomy places the organism in Eukaryota, Dinophyceae, Suessiales, Symbiodiniaceae.
AUGUCUUCCGACGGGCUCGAUGAUCUAGAAGCCAGGGCAGCCAAGAUCGUGAAGGCUGUGCAGCGUCUGGAUAAGCGGAUUCAGAACAAGGGAAGGCUCUUGCGCUAUGUUCGGUCAGAGAUGGCAGCCGUCCAAAAGAAGAAGGACAAACAGCAGGACUGUGCAGAGGACGGCGCCCUCUCUGCAAUGGAGUGCAGCAACCUGCCCUACUACCAGGCUAUUGUUGAGAUGUGCCAUUCUGUGGUCGCCUGUGGCGUCCUGAGACGUUUCAGUGCAGACGACGCCCAAGUGACGUUCGAAGUCACUGCCGGCUUGGCAACAGGCGCAGUCGCUUGGAUCAAGUGCUUCGCUCGAUCCCAGCACCGCUUGGAGCAUGACCACAUCCUGGAUCUGGCGAAAUCCUGUCUUCACAUCGCCAAGAUGAAUAUCAUCGGAGAUGCCACGCCGAUGGUGUGCUUCCGCUUCUUUGGGGGUUUGCCGCCAUCUCUCGCAGCAGCUGUGUCGGAACUCGGCAUUGAUGUCGCGGAGGGCGCAGUGCCGCCACAAGAUCCGUCAAGGACAACAGCAGGUUCCAUCAACCUGGACACGACCACUCUGAUCGCAUUGACUUCAAACUUGUCUCAUGGACAAGUCGGCUGGACCUUCAAAGAUGCAGAGCUCGAAAAGCAGGCCGCAAUGGAAGCCAAGGAGCCUGUCCUGCAGCAGCUCGCAUCCAUGCUCGGGGGAAGGCGGCUUGUGGUUUCUUCCACAGCUCUCGAAACCUACAAAGAGCUCGUCGAGAAAAUGGCCGGUGGCUACGAACGGAAGCGUGCUGACGAGAUCGUCGCUGCACUCAACGUUGCGGAAGCGGAACGGCCUGAUGGAUUCUUAACGUCUCGGAAGGUCUCGGAAGACAUGCUCAAAGUUGUCGGCGUUGGGCUUAAGCAUGGAAUCCCAACCUGUAUGGCAAACACCAAGGCAAUGAGAUCGAUCCAAGACCAGAGACAAGGAGUCCACAUGUUGCAACACAUGCCACGUGCUCUUACCGAAGGCGCACAAAGCAAAAAGACAUCGAAAAGGAACGAUCGUCGUCAUCCUAUGCAGGCUGAAGAGCUGCAGAAAUUGUUCGACUACAUCCUCGGUGUAGGAGAGGCUCCAGUCGUGGGGAGUACCGACCCUGACCCCACGGAUUCCCUCUCAGAGGCGGCCGACGCUCAGGAGGAUGGAGCAGACGCAUCCGGAUCUGAGUUGAAUGAUCCGCGCAGUCUCGAUGCCGGCCCUCAGCUGGACCUCACCAGCAUUUGUGCUUGCGUUCUUGCAGAUGAGACUUUCCGUGAGAAAUGCGCGCAGUGCCUUGGAGAGCUCAAGCAGGCUUGCAAAGAAGCCUUUUCAGGACCCGAGUUUCAGAUGAAGCCGUUCGACUGGUGCCCUGAGCCAGUCUUGACGGCUUUUGGCUCCACAGUGCAGGGCACAGCCAUCAAGACCUCAGAUCUCGACGUUCGCUUGUCCUUCGAGCAGUUUGAAGUAAGGGCCAAGGACAGACAAGUCCUCUACCUCACCGCGCUCUCGAAGCUUCAUGGAACUGCCUUCGAGCUGGAUCAGUUGAUUGCAACCGCGAGCUUACCACUGCUGCGCCUGUGGUAUCGCCAACUUCAGGUGGACAUUACAAUGGGGCUCACAGAUGAUCUGGAGGUGGACAAAGUUCUGGCGACAAUCCUCGAUUCGGCUGCGCCUGCCGUACGGAACAUGGUCUGCCUGGCCAAGGCUUUCGCGAAAACCAACGAUCUCCUGAACGCCUACUCGGGCUACUUGAAUGCGGUGUCCUGGGUUUGCUUAUGCAUCGCCUUCCUCCAAGAGGAAUGUGAUGAUGCCCUGCAAGCCAUCCCGCUUGAUGUUUGCACCUUCUCCAGGUUUCUGCAGUUCGUUGCCAAGUGCUGCCGGCGACAGCGACACAUAUCGCUGGGGCCAAGCAGAUCGAAGGGUCCGCGGCAUGGCCGAGCCACGCUCUUUAUCGAGCAUCCGACGAAUCCAAACAGGAACUUGGCACAGUGCUUGCGACAAAGCCCAGCUAAGAAGACAGCUGAAGCAUGUGAGCGAGUGGCGAAGCAACUCCGUGGUUGCCGCACUACAGGAGCCCUCGAAGAGAUCCUGCGAGGCCUUCUUGGCGUCAGGAAGCGGAAGGCCGAUAAGGACCCGGAGAAGGAGAUGGUUGAUGCGGGACACCUGUGCGGCCUGCGCGGCCUCAGCGAGGACUUGGGGACGACACUGCGGGUGGAUGUGGCGAAGGCUGCGAGUGCCUUUUUCAAGACCUUCCAGAUAGAAGGCAAUCAAGGAGGGGCGCCAGCAGCCUCCAUUGACACUACGGCGAGUGGUGCGCACCUGGUGCAGGAGCUUCUCUCCAACAAGAAGCUCACAGACGUGAUUUACGACAUCCUCAUGAAGGAUGCCCGGGUCGGCAAGGAGACCCACGUGUCCACCGAGGGCGGCUUGGUACAAUUUUCCGUGGAAGACAUUUCGGUCGACGUCGAAUGCCAGUAUGACCUGCGACUCUCGAGUUUCGGCUACAAGGAGACAGGCAACGUGAAGGCCCGAUUGUUCGGCGCCUCCAUGUUGCUGGACUUCCCCAUCGAGGGCUCCGGGCCCGGAGGCUGCCACUUCGGCAAGGGCCUCGACCUCGAGGUCCUCAAUGCCACAAGUGACCACGAUGCGCUGAAUGUAGCGAUCACGGACAUUUUGUCCAACAACAUGUUGGACCUCCACACGGAAAUUGUGCAGGAGAUGGAGAGCGGCUUAUGCCGCAACCUGCUCGAGCCCCGUGCGGAACAGCCCACAUUCAUGCACAAGCCGCUGGGCAAAGGGGAGUCCAUGUGGCCCCUGGUGCUUGGAACGAUUUUCCUGUUCUUCGCAAUGUUAGUUGCUGCUUUUCUUGCUGGUCGUCAGAGUGUUUACUUCGGUUUUUGUUCGUGUUUGUCCAGAUGUUGUGGCUGCUUGGCGCCACAAGCGUGGUCCCACACAGAGGGCCACACAAGCUCCGAGGAGUCUAAUUCGGAUGUAGAGAACCAGGUGUCUUGGGGCUGUCGAACGUGA